Molecule: messenger RNA, 2446 nt
Organism: Hemicordylus capensis (graceful crag lizard)
Lineage: Eukaryota; Metazoa; Chordata; Lepidosauria; Squamata; Cordylidae
Gene: EPHX4
Product: epoxide hydrolase 4
Exons: 8
Coding region: 554-1741 (395 amino acids)
Molecular function (GO): hydrolase activity
Source: RefSeq, a predicted model, not a curated record
AGCCAACCUUGUCUGCAUUCUGUAUGAAUCGACCUUAAUACUGCAAGAGAGCGAAAGGCGGGUCAGAGGGGGGAAGAAGCUGCCAGAAUCUGCACACUGGAUUAGGCGCAGCCAGUGGGGGGGAAAGCGAGCGGGGCACAGAGUGCAUUUAUGGGUGGGUAGGUGAGCUGUGUCCUACAUCUUAGAUGUCUGAAACAGAAGCGAGGGGGCUGCCCAUCAUCCAUGGCCCCGCGCAGCCAGCUUGCCUGCAAUGGCUCAGUGUGCACGCCGCGCCGGCGGCUCCUGGCUGGCCUGAACAGCUCCCCGGUGGCUGCUGGGCUGCCUCCCCCGUGCUGCGGCCGCCUGUGCUUGCCGCUUCUUCCCUCCAGCUCUGGUGUUCUUCUGUGUGUGCGCGCGCGCCUCCAUUCACGCGGUGGCGGCGGCGGCUGCGACGAUGUUGUUGAUUUCUGCCUCCGCGCUGCCCUCCUGCCGGCAGAGCCCAUCUCGCCGUCGCUGAGGGGGGAGGAAGAAGGCUCGGGAAGCGGAGCAGCUGCCGCGCCGCCCUUGCUGUUGGAUGGCGAGAGCCCCGGCUUCUCCCCGGCUGUGCAUCCCCGACAGGCUCAUGGUGCCAAUCCGCUCUCUGGUCUUCUGGGCUCUGGUGUACAGCUACUGCGGGCUGUGCGCCUGCCUGGAGGUGCUGAAACUUUUGUGGAGCCUCGGGACGAGGCCGGGCAAGACCUUCCAGUGGCUGAUCCGGGAGAACCCGCCAGGCUGCCUCAACGACCCCUCCUUGGGGACGCACUGCUACGUCAGAAUCAAGAAGCGCCUCAGCAAGCACCAUCUUAGAAGAGGCAUUCCCUCCUGUGUGAGAGAGAAGGAGCUGUCUCUUCUAAGAAAACACUUUGAUUCUGGGUUAAGAUUCCACUAUGUGGCUGCUGGAGAGAGGGGUAAACCACUUAUGCUGCUUCUCCAUGGCUUUCCAGAGUUCUGGUACUCCUGGCGCCACCAGAUGCGGGACUUUAAGAGUGAAUUCCGAGUUGUGGCCCUGGAUUUGAGAGGUUACGGAGAAACUGAUGCUCCUGCCCACCGAGAGAAUUACAAGCUGGACUGCCUGAUUACAGAUAUAAAGGAUAUCUUGGAGUCUCUUGGAUACAGCAAGUGUGUGCUGAUUGGCCAUGACUGGGGUGGAAUGAUUGCUUGGCUAGUUGCUAUUUGUUACCCAGAAACAGUAACUAAGCUGGUGGUUAUAAAUUUUCCACAUCCUUCUGUUUUUACAGAAUACAUUUUACGACGUCCGUCACAAAUGAUUAAAUCGGCCUACUACUACUUCUUCCAAAUGCCAUGGUUUCCUGAACUUAUGUUUACAAUAAAUGAUUUCAAGACGCUGAAAAACCUCUUUACCAGCCAAUCCACCGGAAUUGGAAAGAAAGGAUGUAAGCUAACAGCAGAAGACAUUGAGGCUUACCUAUUUGUUUUUUCCCAACCAGGAGCACUAACUGGCCCCAUUAAUCACUACAGAAACCUCUUCAGCUGCCUGCCUCUGCAGCACCAUGAGGUCACCAUGCCUACUCUUUUGCUGUGGGGAGAAAGAGAUCCCUUCAUGGAGGUUGAGAUGGCAGAAAUCACACGAAUUUAUGUAAAAAAUCAGUUCAGACUUACUAUCCUGUCUGAAGCCAGUCACUGGCUCCAACAAGAUCAGCCUGACAUCGUGAACAAGUUGAUAUGGACUUUUCUAAAAGAAGAGUCAAGAAAAAGAGAGUGACUUUUUUGCUAGCACAAUCUAAAUGUUAAAAGCUCAAGUAACUUGUAAUCAGGGCCAUAUUUGCAGCAAACCUAGACUGAGCUCCACUAGAGAAAAUGUUUUAAAUGUACUGUACGUAUUGAUGCCAAUGUUAUUACAAGAAGAUGGUGUAAGACUAUGUAAUGUUAAUGUUGGUUUUACCUGUAUUCUGUAUUUUGCACAUGGAACACUUGCCUUAAAAUGUUUGUGCUUGUACAAUAAGGAACUCAUAGAAAGUUGCUUACUUUUGGUUACUCACUUGCUUUAAAAUUCUAAUGUGUGGUGCCUUUUAAAAAUUUAUAACGAAUCAGUGCGGGAGUACCAGAUGUAAAAUAAGUUGUUAUUGGUAUGAUGAUCAAUUUUGAUUCUACUGGUUGGAAUUUUUUUUUUACUAUAUUUUCACCAUUAAAAAUGUUAACAGAUCUUUUGGUCUACAUGUUACUGUAGAAGUCUAAAGAAAACAAACUUUUGUCUGGGCACAUUUGAGAUCAUGAAGUAACUAAUCAAAUAUAAUUGUAAUGAGUUGAUAGCUGCUUGUGUGGUGGUGUUAACUGGGAGAAAAGCCCCUAGGAUGUAUACACACAGUGUUUCAAAAGCUAAAAUAGAGAAUGAAGAGCUAUGAUCAUGACUUGUGUAUCCUAGUGUUUGCCUUGUGCUAAUAAACUGCAACUAACAUUGUGCCCUGUA